AUGGAGUUCUCAUCGAUACAAUUCGGACACACGGUGGAGGUAGGGGUGCGGGCUGAGAUACAUCAGAUAUUAGGAAUCACAAAUGUAGGCGGGGUCGGCAAUUACCUCGGGAUUCCGGAAAGCAUCGGGGGUGCAAAGACAAAGAUUUUUAGUUUCCUAAUUGAUCGACAACAACAACGAAUAAAUGGCUGGAACUCUAAGUGGUUGUCAAAAGGGGGAAAGGAGGUUCUUAUUAAAUCAGUGGUCUCAGCAAUGCCUACUCAUGUCAUGGCUUGUUUUCGGCUUCCUAAAGAAGUUACUAAUAAACUGUCGAGUGCAGUUUCAAACUUCUGGUGGAGUAAUAAUAGACAGACACGGGGAAUGCACUGGCAGGCCUGGAAAAAACUAUGCAAACACAAAAAUGAUGGGGGUUUGGGAUUUCGUGUUAUUGAGGACUUUAACACGGCUCUACUUGCGAAACAACUCUGGAGAUUAAUCGAUUAUCCAGAUUCUUUGUUUGCAAGAGUGUUCAAAGGACGUUAUUACCGGAACGCAACGCCUUUGGACCCCGUUAGAUCUUACUCUGCUUCUUAUGGAUGGCAAACUUCUUGCCCGAGGCCAGCCACAAGAACUGGGAUGAGUUUUUACCCUCACCUUAAGGUAAGUGAAUUGAUAAAUUCCAGUACAGCAACGUGGAAUCUUCCACUAUUAAACCAAUUAUUUGACAGCGGGGAUGUCGCAAGGAUCAUCGGGAUUCCCACUUCAAACGGGGCCCGACCAGACUCUUUGGGAUGGUUUUUCACGAAGUCAGGAAGGUAUACGGUUAAGUCGGGGUACAUGGUAGCACAACAAUUUUUGGAGGCGGAAACCCCCAUUUUAUUUGGCCCAGAUACCCGGAGGCUUCAGGCUCAGGUAUGGCAAAUACAGUGCACCCAGAAGCUGCAACAUUUCAUUUGGCAAGCUCUGACGGGAUGCAUAGCAGUUGGUGCAAGGUUACGGAGUCGAGGAAUGCAGGUAGACCCACAGUGUAUGCGUUGUGGAAUGGCGCCAGAAACUGUCAACCACACCUUAUUUGAGUGUCCACCGGCACUACAGGUUUGGGCGUUAUCUCCGAUUCCGACGGUACCAGGGAUUUUCCCGACAGGAGGACUGUUUACAAAUAUGACACAUCUGUUCUGGCAUUUGCCAACUGACGAAAGAAUGAAGAUGUAUCCUUGGCUGAUUUGGUAUAUUUGGAAAUCUCGGAAUGACAAGGUCAUGAGCAAUGUGGACUGGGAUCCCAAUGAGAUUAUCAUUAAAGCAGAAGCGGAAUCCAUUGCAUGGAAAAAUGCCCAAGUUAGGCUCCAACCGACCCAGGCCGAUACGCAUGUUGAUGUAACGGUCUCGGGGGAUAUAUGUCAGGUGGAUGGGGCUUGGAAGGAAACAGAUUGUAGACCUGGUCUUGGAUGGUAUUACUUUCAUACAAAUUCUUUGGACAAACUGAUGGGGACAUGUAACCUGAGGCGGGGGAUAUCACCUCUUCAGACGGAGUUGGAAGCUCUUAUUUGGGCUAUGCAGUGUAUGUUAAGGAAUAGCAAAUUAACAAUAGUGUUUCAGACGGAUUGUUCUGAUGUGGUGAAGAUGGUGUCUAAACCAGCGGAAUGGCCGGCGUUCUCACUUUUACUUGAUAAGGUGGAUAGAUGUAAGAGGGGCUUUAGCUCCUUCACCAUCAUGCAUAUACUAAGGAAGGAAAACACGAAGGCGGACAAGUUAGCACAAAGUGCUCGAGCUCUACCUACUGAUGUGUACUAUGUAAACUCUGUUCCACCAGCUUGGAUCCCCGAGUUGUUCUAG
Molecule: messenger RNA, 1812 nt
Organism: Microthlaspi erraticum
Lineage: Eukaryota; Viridiplantae; Streptophyta; Magnoliopsida; Brassicales; Brassicaceae
Source: the annotation of a GenBank genome assembly